Cyprinodon tularosa is the source of this 5607-nucleotide messenger RNA. Its product is annotated as AP2-associated protein kinase 1-like. Gene Ontology annotation, biological process: protein phosphorylation. Bases 849 to 4055 code for a protein of 1068 amino acids. The transcript is spliced from 20 exons. The record is from RefSeq and is a predicted model, not a curated record. Gene Ontology annotation, molecular function: ATP binding; protein kinase activity. Lineage: Eukaryota; Metazoa; Chordata; Actinopteri; Cyprinodontiformes; Cyprinodontidae.
GCGCGCGUCAACAGAAACAGCUAGGAUGUUGCGAUAAUGCUGGCAGCCAAAGAUUGCUGUGGUUGCAGAGAUUAGACGCCUGUGUCGAAACCUCAGUUAGUUAGUAACGUUUUAGCGGAUGACAGACGCAGCGGUUACACAUUUGCACCAGAGACGCAUACUCGUCACCGUUCAACUCGACGCUUAUCGGGGGCUGCUUCGCGCUAAAGGCGUCAGCGAGCGGAAACCAUAUAGUUUUAUAUAUUUAUAUAUAAAAGGAAGCAAUUAAAUAGCAGCGCGGACAGUUAGCAAUGAGGCAACAAACCCUCGCUGCACUUUCCUGAAGGAUGGGAACAGCUUUUCAGGUCGCGCUGUCGCAGUUACCCGGAGGAUACAUCUCGUUUGAAGACAUUUUCUUCAGAGUAUAACCUGGAUAACCUUACACGAAAUGUCAUAGCGCCUUAGCGGCUAGCACUGAGCUAGCUCGGUAACGGCUGGACGAGAUGGAGAUGGAGCUAUUUUUCCUCAGCAGCCGACCAUGAACAGCUGGCUUGCUGGUUAAAGGAGCACUUUUUUUCUCUCCCGGAGAUGCUUUAACCUCCUGGGCGGUUUAAUACACUUACAUAACUGCUAGCUCUAGUUAUUACCAACUGGCUUGUGUUGGCAGGCAAAUGGGAAAUUUCCCUAAAAGAAUCUCACAUCAUCACCACAAGUAAAGAAAAAAAAGGAAAAAUAGAGGUAUUAUUUGCAUAUUUUUGAGAGACCAGAAUAGACUGUGGAGAAGUUUACAUUGGGAGCGGAGGUUCUGAUAUAUCGCUGCACAUCAGAGGGCGAAGGAACAGCAUCUUCCCUGCUGCCAUUUCGACACCAUGAGGAAGUUCUUUGAUUCCCGUCGGGAGUUGGUGAGCUCUGGGCCUGGUUCUGGAGGAGGGGGCAGCAGCUCUGGGUCCAGUCACGCCGGAGGAAAUUUCAUUGGCAGAGCCUUCACGGUCGGGAGACACCAAGUCACCGUAGAGGAGAUCAUUGCUGAAGGUGGCUUUGCGAUUGUGUUCUUGGUGAAAACAAACCAGGGAGUGCGCUGUGCCCUGAAGAGGAUGUACGUCAACAAUGAGCAUGAUUUGCAGGUGUGCAAACGGGAGAUUCAGAUUAUGAAAGACCUGGUCGGCCACAAGAAUAUCGUUGGUUAUCUGGACUCCAGUGUCACAGCUAUGGGAUCCCGAGACGUCUGGGAGGUUCUCAUACUGAUGGACUACUGCAAGGGGGGGCAGGUGGUGAAUCUGAUGAAUCAGAGACUUCAGACUGGCUUCACGGAGUCCGAGGUGCUUCAGAUCUUCUGUGACACCUGUGAUGCAGUAUCUCGCCUGCAUCAACGAAAGGCACCCAUCGUCCACAGAGACCUCAAGGUGGAGAACAUCUUGUUGCAUGACAAAGGUCAUUACGUGCUGUGUGACUUUGGCAGUGCCACCAACAAGUUCCAAAACCCACAGACCGAAGGGGUGGCAGCUGUAGAGGAAGAAAUCAAAAAGUACACCACACUAUCAUAUCGAGCUCCAGAAAUGGUGAACCUCUACAACAAUAAGAUCAUAACCACAAAGGCGGAUAUCUGGGCGCUGGGCUGUUUGCUCUACAAGUUGUGCUUCUUCACCCUCCCCUUUGGUGAAAGCCAGGUGGCCAUCUGUGAUGGCAGUUUCACUAUUCCAGAUAACUCUCGCUACUCUUACGAUCUUCAUUGCCUCAUUCGGUAUAUGCUGGAGCCAGACCCUGACAAAAGACCUGAUAUUUACCAGGUGUCCUACUUUGCUUUUAAACUAGCUCAGCGAACCUGCCCUGUUCAGAAUGUGAAGAAUUCUUCAAUCCCUUCCACACUUCCUGAGCCAAUCAAAGCGAGCGAAGCUGCUGCAGCGAAGAAGAGCCAGACUAAGUCCAGACUCACAGAUCCAAUUCCCACCACUGAAACCUCCAUCACGCCUCGUCAGAGGCCCAAAGCCGUUCACACCCAGGCGGCCUCUGGGAUCCUUCCCAUUCAGCCUGCUGCUCUCACCCCUCGCAAGCGGGCUAAUCUCUCUGGGGCUGCAGCUCAGCCUGUGGGAGUCAGUUUAAACCUCUCCCGACCAGCUGCAGCUCUCCAGUCCCAGAAGGCACAGACGUCAGCUCAGCCCUUCAUUCAAACACAAACCAGCUCAAGUCAGGCUGCAGUGCUGCAGAAGCAGAGUGUUCAGCCAGCUGCAGCUGCUGGAGCAGAGACCACAGCAUCGCAAGUGGCCAGGGCAGACGCUGCAGCAGCAGCACAGCCAACAUCCGAGCAACAGGCCUCUCCGUCUGUGGUCAGCUCUGCUCCCACACAGAAAGCACUGACUCCGCCCAGCCCGGCGGCGCCUCAGCGCCCAGCUCGUCGAAAACAGCCAGCUCAGGCUCAGCAGCCAGUGGUUCCACCUUCGCCGAGCAAACCGACACCAGGGCAACCAGCAGCAGCUCAGCCGCAGGAGAAACCAGCUCCAACUGAAUCCGUUCCCACUGAGACCAGUCAAAAAACAGCUCAGACUACUCCACCUGCGACAUCUGAGGACCGAGAUGACAAACGUUUGCCGAGCGACGCAGCAGCAAAUGUUGCUGCAGCCCCAGUCAUUGACUCUACACAGCCACUGCAAGGAGCUAAUGGAGGCGAUGCAGUCAGUCAAUCACCUGCAUCUCAACAAAACACAGUUGACCCUGUUCAGCCGAGCGUUUGCGAUCCAACAAAGGACCAAAACAAAGUUACAACCCCUGGUUCUACAUCUGGUUCCAACAACAUCUCCUCAAAGCCAGCUUGGAACCCGUUUGACGACGACAGCUUCUCCAAAUUCACAGCUGAGGAAUUCAAAACUGAUGACAAAAAUACUGCAGAUAUGCCAUCAGAGACUGAGACAGCCUCCUCUGAAGAGCUGAUUCCAGGUCUGCAGACCGCCUCUUUGGAAAACACUCCUCAAGGGACUGCUGAACGACCAUCUGCUCUUCUGGAAUCAGGAGCGUCUCUUUUGGUUGUCCCAGAUCCUUUUCAUACCCUUGAACUGUCAGAUGCUCCUGAGAAGCUGAUUGAAGGACUCAAAUCUCCUGACACCUCUUCUCUAAUACUUCCUGAUCUGCUGUCAUUGUCUGAUCCGUUUGGAGGGUCUGUGGAGUCUGUCAAAGACCCUCUCACUGCAGAUGGCUCUCUCCUGGGCUGCUCUCUCAUCUCUGGUCCCCCCGCAGCACCAAGCAGUGCCACCUCCUCCGUCUCCUCUGCUCCCACCUCUGCCACCUCUGCUCUUGAUGAUUUCAGCCUGCUGUCUGGAGACUCUGUACAGCCUAAAGCGGACUCGUCUCUCCUGAUCUCAGACUUUGAAACCCAGCCGACCAGCGCAGAGGCUGCUACAGAGGAUGACUUUGAUCCCAUUCCCGUCACAGGCCGAAAAAAUUCCCAAGACCUGCAAAGGGAGCUCACCAGGAACAAACAUCACACUGCUCACAUUGAGGCUCCUGGGCUGAAGAUCCAUCAGAGCACCACUCCAUGUGCCCCUAACAAAGACAAGUUGCCGUCAGAUGAAUGUGUUGCUCAGCCCCGCCUUGCACACACUCCCUGCUCUAUCCCUCAUUUCAUACCUGUUAAAGGAGAAUCCCAGAGCCCCUCUGCAAACAGCCAGAUGAUAUCUGAUGUCUUCCAGCUGUUCCCGUUUAAAGGACAGAAAGAUGGAAAUGGGACAGCACUCAGUGGCUCCGCCCUUUCUGCUGAAGCAUCAGAUGUUUUCCUGCUGGCACCGUUUGGAAAGCGACAGGAAACCAACAAAAAUGCUCCAGAUAACACUCACAUAUCCAGGCCCGGGGCAAAGCAAGUCAAGAACAGCAACAAGUGUCUCCCCGGUGCCUUUUUGCACACAGAGGCCCCUCUGCUGCAGCAGCCCGUGGCGGUGCACCGCGUCAUCUCCAGGAUUGGUCAGCAGGCCGCUGUGGGCUCAGUGGCAGUGGGGCCACUGCAUUCCUGGACCAUAGUGGGGAAAACUGUGGAUGACCCCUUCACUGCUGCACCUUUUCAACCCAGAUACUCUCAAGGGAAACCUUAAGUUUUAUUUUCUGUUUUAAAAAAUGCCAUUUCAGAUGAAGAUGCCAAAAUAUUGUUUAGCUGCAGUAUUACCAGAAUCCCAAAUGCAGUGUCAGCAUUGUUACAAUUAAAGCUCCUACCUCACUUAUGUAAUCUGCUGUCAGUCACCAUAUGAGCAGUUUAAACGCCUAAACUCAUUCAAAAAUCCCACAAAAUUGAUCGAGAAUGCACAACCCUAACCGUUUCCUCACAAAUUUCUUAUUUUUGUAAGUCAAUGUUAUAUCUCAUGUUAUGAGUCAAGUCCUAAAAAGGUGAAAUAAACCACGAAAGACCCAAAUUAAGGAGACGUUACUGCUCUAAAGGAGUGUAGGUUGACUUAUGAACUCAGAGAUUGUGUGUUUAUUUAAGAUGUGUUCUUUCACUUUUUUAGCCAAUACUUUGGCUCAGAUUUAGAAGAAAAGAGGAUAAAUUUGUAUCGUAUCAUGCCAGAAAACAUCUGUAGCUUGGCAGUGUGAAGUUUUUGCAUGGCAGUUCAUGCUGGAAGCUUAUUUCAUUUUGUUUACAUAUCAACUACAGAUAGUGCCUUGAUUAUCAGAAUUAUGAGAUCUACCAAAUGUUCGCAGUCCUCCUCCAACAGAAUUCGCUAUCAGAGUUGGAGGCUUAUCAUUUACCCGUGAGCCAAAGAAAUUUUUCUGUUUCUAUAAGUACUUUUUUAAUCGACAUUUUCCAAAAUUCCCAGCAGCCCAGUAGAGAGCUGGAAACAGUCAGUAUUAAAUUACUUGAAGCUUAGUUUACGGGCUCCCCAUUUAAACUGACAUAAACACAGUUCAGUGUAUGUUAUUUAAAUUCUGUCUUAUCUAUAAAAACUACUUUCUUAAUGGAGUUGGUUCAUUUUUUUUUUUAGCAUUAUGUGGUUUUUAUUCUGUUUUAUUUUGGCACAAUGAAGGACUUCUUUUUUUCCCUCAGGCUUAGCAUACCUGCAUCCAUACACUGUUAUCAGCUUAAUUAAUACUGGAUAUAAACAGAUUUUACUGAUGAAGAUGCUAAUUAUUUUUCAGCUGGAUAGAAUCCAAUGUGCUUUCUACCUUCCGUUUGUUGUUUUAUUCUCCUUCAGUGGUAUCUCUGUUUUUCCUGUUAUGUAUGAAGAAUAAACUGAAUUAAAAGUGUAGACAUAUUUCUGCUUUCACUAUUCUAAACCUAUGUUUGAAAAUCAGCUUCAUGUUUUCAUAAUUUGUUCUUACCCAUCUUUGCUUUUUUAAAUUAAACUCCAGUUUUGGAUUAAGCACAGGUGACAUGUUUUGUUUAUUGGGUAAAAUGUUACAUUUCAAUGUCUGCCUUGAUAUAAUGCUAUCAACAGCUGUGGCCAAAUAUUUUUGCAGUGUUGAGAAAAAAAGUAUUUUUUUCAUGUUUUUUGUUGUACUGUAAAAUUACAAAAAAAAAAAAGUUUUUUUUGGUUUGAAAAAAAAUGUUUGCAACUGAAGCAAAUGAAUGUGAAGGGAGUCAAUGUAUUGUUCAUCCACCUGUUUAACUUAUCUAAUGUACUCCGUCAGACUGAUAUAAACAUUUUAACCAAA